CGGAGCCGAGGCGGCGGCCCCGCCGGUGAUGCGCACUCCGCAGGGGCUGCCGGCCCGCUGAGGUCGGUGCGAGGAGCGGCGGCGGCGCGGCCAUGCCGUGCACCUGCGGGAACUGGCGGCGAUGGAUCCGGCCGCUCGUGGUGCUGCUCUACAUCGUGGGGCUGCUGGUGGUGGUGCCGCUCUGCGUGUGGGAGCUGCAGAAGCUGGAGGUUGGAAUUCAUACCAAGGCAUGGUUUAUCGCUGGGAUAUUUCUGCUAAUGACUAUUCCAAUAUCUCUCUGGGGGAUACUGCAACACUUAGUCCAUUAUACUCAACCUGAGUUACAGAAACCAAUAAUAAGGAUUCUGUGGAUGGUGCCGAUUUACAGUUUAGACAGUUGGAUAGCUUUGAAAUACCCCAAGAUUGCAAUAUAUGUGGAUACAUGUCGAGAAUGCUAUGAAGCUUAUGUCAUCUAUAACUUUAUGGUUUUUCUUUCAAAUUACUUAACCAACCGGUACCCAAACCUGGUGUUAAUAAUAGAGGCGAAAGAUCAGCAGAGACAUCUGCCCCCUCUCUGUUGCUGUCCCUCGUGGGCUAUGGGAGAAGUUUUAUUAUUUAGAUGUAAACUGGGUGUUUUGCAGUACACUGUUGUCAGACCAUUUACUACCAUCAUUGCUUUAAUUUGUGAACUGGUGGGAGUGUAUGAUGAAGGAAACUUCAGCUUCAACAAUGCAUGGACUUACCUAGUUAUACUCAACAACAUGUCACAACUAUUUGCCAUGUAUUGUCUGGUGCUGUUUUACAAAGUACUGCGUGAGGAACUGAACCCUAUCCAGCCUGUUGGCAAGUUCCUUUGUGUGAAGAUGGUAGUUUUUGUUUCUUUCUGGCAGGCUGUGCUCAUUGCAUUGCUGGUGAAGGUUGGUGUUAUUUCUGAGAAACACACCUGGGAUUGGCAAAGUGUGGAAGCUGUGGCUACAGGCUUACAGGAUUUUAUCAUUUGUGUGGAGAUGUUUCUGGCUGCUAUUGCACAUCACUACAGUUUUUCCUAUAAACCUUAUGUUCAAGAGGCUGAAGAAGGCUCAUGCUUUGACUCCUUCCUUGCAAUGUGGGAUAUUUCUGACCUAAGGGCAGAUAUCUCCGAACAGGUUCGAAAUGUGGGGAGGACAGUUUUGGGCCAGCCAAGGAAAAUGUUUUUUGCUGAGGAUCAUGAACAAAAUGAGCAUACAAGUUUACUGUCUUCAUCUACUCAAGACCCAAUUUCUGAUGCUUCUUCAAUGCCAUCUUCACCCAUGGGUCACUAUCAGGGGUUUGGACACACUGUGACCCCUCUCACAACACCGACGACAGCCCCUGCAGUGGAUGGGAUUUUUAACCCUUCUGCCAGUCAGGAUGCUGAGGAAUCCCCUGAACUAGAGAAUAACUUAGCAGAGCAAGCUCUGGAAAAAAGUUAAACUUGCCUUUUCUUUGAAUGUGUCAAGGAGUCAUUACAUACUUGCCACACGUGUCCUGUUAACAUGUACUGUUAAGGAUGGAAGUUGGAAAGCUUGGGAAAGCUGCUGCAUGCACAGGAAGAGGAUAUGGCAUGGCUAUAACUGACAUCUGAAUCCAGAGUCUGUGAUGGAUGUGAGCACCUGUGAGUACCCCAUGGAUAUGAAACACGCACACUGUAAAGGUUUCUGCAUAAAUUUAAGCAUCAUCUCCUUAAACUGCUAAAUGCUUCCACAUCAUAUCAAAGUUACACUGAAUUUCAUUAGUGCAAAAGAAACAUUAAAAAAAAAUCCUCUGCUCAUAUAAAAAUGAAGUGCAAGUACUACUAGCAAUGGGAAAGCCUAAUUUCAGGAAUGUAUUUUAAGGAGAGCAGUAGCAAAAACUGCUUGUGUUAACUUUGCUUGUCUUAAUGAUGGUUAACUUCCAUAGCCAGUGCUGAAAAUGGAAUGUGAAUGGGUGAAAUGAUAGCUUCUGUACAGAUGCCACCUUCUUCCCAUUCCUACAUAGCUAAAUCAAGUCCCUUAUGAAGAUAGUUACUACCAAGCACUAGUAAAGAAUCUCUACAAAGAAAACAUUCCCUGCAGGCCUUGCUAUCAUGCCCAGAUCAUGUGGUUGGUGUAUCUGUUGUCUUUGAGGCUCAUAGUUUGUCUUUUAUAUCCAGAAGAGACAGCCAGGAUGGUAGGUUUUGGAUUAAUACUUUACCUUGAUUAUUCUUUUCCCUAGCCUUCUAAAAUAAGAAUCAUGGUUACUUACCUUAAAAUACAUGGAGGGGGAAUGAAGGAUAUUGAAAAGGAAGUAGAAAACAAAACUGAUUUCUUUAUUUUGGGCUGCAGUAAGUUCUUUAACACUUAAGUUUUUUUAAGCUGUUAAAGCAGGAUAUCUUCUGUCUGUAGCAAUUUGUGUUCUUAAAUUUGUGUCUGUGUGUGAUUGUAUUAUGCUUCUAGUAUAGCCUGGAUUCAAAUGUACUAGCUGUUUUUUUCCCCAGAGAAGACCUUUGCUGAGGUGAAACUAUGUAGUAAUCUAAUACUGGAGUUACUAGGGCUAGAUUUCAGCCCAAGAAGCAGUACACUUGUAUCAAAACGUUACUUUGCAAAAACUGACAAUGUCAGUUUUUUGUUUUUAUCCCAUUAUCAGAUUUUUACUAUUAUUGCAUGUUUGCAAUCUGACAAAAACAACCAAACCAGUAGAGCACUACUUUUUAAAUGACAAGAUCUUAAGUUUCUUUUUCAGCAUUGUUAGCAUUUCCAGGAUAAAUGUUUAACUUCUGGCUGUCAGUAAAUUCAUCUUAAGUGCUUCUUUUGCAGUACUAGUGUGAUGUAAAUAUUGCGCCUUACUCACUAGGCUGCAUAUUUUAUAGCUGAGUAUGUACUUGCUGUAUCUGAAGUUAGUGAGAAAGUGAAAAUCAUGAUUUUCCAUUUGCCAACUCAUUGCCUUUGUUGUAAAUAAGCAAUUAAAGAUUUUAUUUAAACGGUU
This is a messenger RNA of Melospiza melodia melodia, 2940 nucleotides long. RefSeq names its product transmembrane protein 184C (gene TMEM184C). Bases 93 to 1430 code for a protein of 445 amino acids. Gene Ontology annotation, biological process: transport. Gene Ontology annotation, cellular component: membrane. Gene Ontology annotation, molecular function: transporter activity. The record is from RefSeq and is a predicted model, not a curated record. The transcript is spliced from 10 exons. Lineage: Eukaryota; Metazoa; Chordata; Aves; Passeriformes; Passerellidae.